Molecule: messenger RNA, 2387 nt
Organism: Cercocebus atys (sooty mangabey)
Lineage: Eukaryota; Metazoa; Chordata; Mammalia; Primates; Cercopithecidae
Gene: ZNF527
Product: zinc finger protein 527
Exons: 5
Coding region: 238-2067 (609 amino acids)
Biological process (GO): regulation of transcription by RNA polymerase II
Molecular function (GO): DNA-binding transcription factor activity, RNA polymerase II-specific; RNA polymerase II cis-regulatory region sequence-specific DNA binding
Source: RefSeq, a predicted model, not a curated record
CGGCCGUGGCGCAAAGCGUUCUGGGGCUCGUGGUUCGCGGGGUCCAUGGGGAACGCGGUGUCGCUGGCAGAUUUCGCAGAGCUCAGAGUCCUGCACGCCUCAGUCCUCGCCUCGCUCCUCCUCGCGGAGGAUUCUGGGAGGUGACGUCGCGGGUCUUGGUCGCGGGGCCCGUUUGCAGAGCCCGCGGCGCCGGGAGGACUUUGUUCUUCUUCAGAAGAGAAAACUGAAGAAGGAGGAAUGGCCGUGGGGCUUUGUAAAGCCAUGUCCCAGGGGUUGGUGACCUUCAGAGAUGUGGCGCUAGACUUUUCCCAAGAAGAGUGGGAAUGGCUGAAGCCAUCUCAGAAGGAUUUAUACAGAGAUGUCAUGUUGGAGAACUACAGGAACUUGGUAUGGCUUGGACUCUCCAUUUCUAAACCCAACAUGAUCUCCUUACUGGAGCAAGGGAAGGAGCCGUGGAUGGUGGAGAGAAAGAUGUCACAGGGUCACUGUGCAGACUGGGAGUCUUGGUGUGAAAUCAAGGAAUUAUCUCCAAAAUGGUUCAUUGAUGAAGAUGAAAUAUCCCAGGAGAUGAUAAUGGAAAGGCUAACAAGUCAUGGCCUUGAAUGCUCCAGUUUCAGAGAAGCCUGGAAAUGUAAGGGUGAAUUUGAGCUACAUGAGGGAAAUGUGGAGAGGCAUUUCAUGCAAGUGACAGCUGUUAAGGAAAUCUCUACUGGGAAAAGACACAAUGAAUUUAGUAAUUUUGGGAGAAGCAUACCCCGGAAAUCAGUAUUUUUAACACAACAGAAAGUUCCUACCAUAGAGCAAGUACAUAAAUUUGAUAUUUAUGAUAAACUCUUCCCCCAAAAUUCAGUCAUAAUUGAAUAUAAAAGACUCCGUGCUGAGAAGGAAUCUUUGAUAGGUAAUGAAUGUGAAGAAUUCAACCAGAGUACAUACUUUAGUAAAGAUACAGGAAUUCCUCUUGGUGAGAAACCUUAUGAAAGUAAUGAUUUUUCAAAUCUCUUAAGUUUCCACUCAUUACUUGCUCAACAUCAGACAACUCAUUUUGGAAAAUUACCCCAUGGAUACAGUGAAUGUGGUGAUGCCUUUAGCUGUUACUCAUUCUUUACUCAACCUCAGAGAAUUCACAGUGGAGAGAAACCAUACGCAUGCAAUGACUGUGGAAAAGCCUUUAGCCAUGGCUUCUUUCUCAGUGAACAUCAAAGGACUCAUAUUGGGGAGAAGCCUUAUGAAUGUAAGGAAUGUAACAAAGCCUUCAGACAGAGUGCUCACCUUGCUCAACACCAGAGGAUCCACACUGGAGAGAAACCGUUUGCAUGCAAUGAAUGUGGGAAGGCCUUUAGCCGUUAUGCCUUCCUUGUUGAACAUCAGAGAAUUCACACAGGUGAGAAACCAUAUGAAUGUAAAGAAUGUAACAAAGCCUUCAGACAGAGUGCUCACCUUAAUCAACAUCAGAGGAUUCACACGGGAGAGAAACCCUACGAAUGUAAUCAGUGUGGAAAAGCCUUCAGCAGACGCAUAGCCCUUACUCUGCAUCAAAGAAUUCACACAGGAGAGAAACCCUUCAAAUGUAGUGAAUGUGGGAAGACCUUUGGCUAUCGCUCACACCUGAAUCAACAUCAGAGAAUUCAUACCGGAGAAAAGCCCUAUGAGUGCAUCAAAUGUGGGAAGUUUUUUAGGACUGACUCACAACUUAAUCGACAUCAUAGAAUUCACACUGGAGAGAGACCAUUUGAAUGCAGUAAAUGUGGGAAAGCCUUCAGUGAUGCUUUAGUUCUAAUUCACCAUAAGAGAAGUCAUGCAGGAGAGAAACCCUAUGAAUGUAACAAAUGUGGGAAGGCCUUCAGUUGUGGCUCAUAUCUUAAUCAACAUCAAAGAAUUCAUACUGGAGAGAAACCCUAUGAAUGUAAUGAAUGUGGGAAGGCUUUUCAUCAGAUCUUGUCCCUAAGACUACACCAGAGAAUUCACGCUGGAGAAAAACCUUAUAAAUGUAAUGAAUGUGGGAAUAAUUUUAGCUGUGUCUCAGCCCUUAGACGACAUCAAAGAAUUCAUAAUAGAGAAACGCUCUGAUUAUAACAAGUAUAGGAAAGAAAACAUUUGGUUACCACUCAGUCCUUAUUGAAUAUUAGUGAGUUCUUCUUGGUUAGUAAUUCUUUGAAUGUAGUUCAUAUUUCAGUUCAUGAGUAUCCAUUAUUUGAAGUAGCUCAGUAGUAGACAUCUGUUACUUUUUUUUUUUUUUUUUUUUUUUUUUUUAGACAGAGCCUCGCUCUGUUGCCCAGGCUGGAGUGCAGUGGUGCAGUCUUGGCUCACUGCAGCCUCUGCCUCCUGGGCUCAAGCAAUCCUCCUGCCUCAGCCUCCUGAGUAGCUGGGAUUACAGGUGCCUGUGACCA